AUGCUAAUGAAUAUAUUGUGGAGUGGUCACUUGACAACUCACUCUUCGGAUCGUGUCGAAUCGUAUCCAAAAGGCGCAAAAGAUUUGGCCGAUUGUGAUUCGAUGGUCCGUUGGCUUCCGAAAAAGAGUGAGGCUGCGGCAAGACGGGCUCGCAGAUCGCAGAUUUUUCAGGUGGAAAUGACGGAAUAUGCAUGGGUACCGGUAAAUAUCCCUAUUCCCCUUCUUGCUAUAUGCGGACUGUUUUCAAAAGCUCACGACCAUUACUCCAAUGGCGUCAUUAUUCCUAUUGACUUUGGAGAGGAUCAGUCGAUUGCUGGUCAAGACUGGAAGAAAUCUUUAGAGAAUCUGGAAAAGGCGCAGAAAUACAUAAAAGAAGUAGUCAGUGGCCCGGAAUUUGAUGGGGUUCGCAACGGAUGUCAAAUCCGAAACCCACUUUGCAGUUUCUGGGCCGCCAUUGGUGAAUGUGAAGUAAAUCCCUCUUACAUGAAGAUGCAAUGCGCCCCGAGCUGCCAAACUUGUGACCAGCUUUCAUUUGAAAAAAGGUGCCCUUAUGACAAAGAUGCUCCCACAGCAUUGAACCCCGGAGACUUGAACAAAAUGUUCGAAAGCAUUGUUGCCAAAGAUAGCAACGAAGGAAGACUCACAAUUAUCUCUCAACCACCUUCUGGGCCUUGGAUUGUUACAUUGGAUGAUUUUUUGACCCCUGCUGAGUGUGAGAGGCUCAUUCAUCUUGGAGGUCAGCAGGGAUAUGAAAGAUCGAAGGACGUCGGUAAAGAGAAAUUCGACGGUACUUAUGACAGUGUGGAAUCCAAAAGUCGCACAAGCAGUAAUGCAUGGUGCGUGGAGAAGUGCUACGAAGACGAUGUAACAAUGAAUGUGCUUUCAAGGAUUCAGAAUUUGACCGGAGUGCCGGAGGAAAACUAUGAAUAUCUGCAGCUGUUGGAGUAUCAAGAAACUCAAUUCUACGGUAGCCAUCACGACUAUAUCGAGCACCACACUCAACGCGCUCAAGGCGUUCGGAUUCUGACAGUAUUCUUGUACUUGAAUGAUGUCGAAGCAGGCGGUGGCACAAGGUUCACUGAUCUAGAUAUCACAGUUGCUCCCAAGACAGGACGGGUAUUGAUAUGGCCUUCAACCUUGGACGCCAGACCAAACGACAAAGAUCGAAGGACCCAUCACGAAGCAAUGCCUGUAAUAAAGGGAAUCAAGUAUGGUGCAAAUGCAUGGAUUCACCAACGAAACUUCAAAGAACCUCAUGCGAAAGCUUGUGUAUAA
Messenger RNA from Cylindrotheca closterium, 1275 nucleotides. Lineage: Eukaryota; Bacillariophyta; Bacillariophyceae; Bacillariales; Bacillariaceae. The record is from the annotation of a GenBank genome assembly.